Messenger RNA from Trypanosoma rangeli, 1017 nucleotides. RefSeq names its product putative ATP-dependent chaperone. The transcript has a single exon. Gene Ontology annotation, molecular function: ATP binding; ATP hydrolysis activity. Lineage: Eukaryota; Euglenozoa; Kinetoplastea; Trypanosomatida; Trypanosomatidae. Bases 1 to 1017 code for a protein of 338 amino acids. The record is from RefSeq and is a predicted model, not a curated record.
AUGCCCAUUUCCAUCCGUGAUGAGGUCUCAGAAGAAGAGGCUAAGCGUGGUGAAGCUGCUUUUGGAAGCGACUUCGUUCCUGGUUUUGGGAGUCAUUACAUGAAAUUUGGCAAUACAAGGCUCUGGAUCACACGAUCUAUCGACAACUCGAAGCAGUACAAAUCCGCCUCAAGCAUGGGCCGGGAGGAUGAGGUAUUGCAGCUCGUUUUCUUUUCACGUGAUAGAAAUGUGGUACACACGUUUAUGGAGGAGGUGCGAGCCUCUUGGGAGGAGCAGUCAAAAUGCACCGUUCGCCUUUACUUGCCAAAUGGCUGGGACACUAGGUGGGAGUUCCUGGCGAAGCGACUUCGGCGUCCACUAUCUACACUUAACCUCCCUCGCACUACAAUGGCGAUGGUUGAGGAGGCCAAACUCUUCCUUCGAUCGAGGGAGCUUUACAUGUCGCUUGGUGUCCCUUGGCGUUGUGGGUAUCUUUUUGAGGGAGCUCCUGGGACAGGGAAAAGAAGUUGUAUUCUUGGUUUGGCGAGUGAGUUCUAUCUCCCUAUUUAUCUCCUUUCGCUACAAUCUAAGGAGUUGGAUGAUGCCUUGCUCAUUGGGCUUAUCAAUUCCGUGCCACCCAAAAGUUUGCUCGUCAUUGAGGAUCUGGAAACCGCUAUUAAAACCUUAUCGACUACCUCCUCUUCACUACAGAAUACGCUCUCUACGGAGGUUGGAGGGGGACGGGAUGCUGGCGUGUCCCUGAGCGCGUUGCUAAACGCCAUGGACGGCAUUGCAAGUAGUGAGGGAAGGCUGCUCAUUAUAACAGCCAAUGAUGCCUCGCGUCUGUCAUCGCGUGAUGCGCUCCUAAGGCCCGGUUGCAUUGAUCGGCGCGCCUCGUUUGUUCCUCUUGACUCUGAUAGUAUGAAGGAGAUGAUGCAAUCGUUUCACUCAAAGUUGGCAGAGCCCUCGUUGCAAAGCGUCUUCGCGCUUUGGAAACACGAGGGCUCACACACGGCGGCACCCACCAGCCCUGCAUAG